Trichobilharzia szidati is the source of this 657-nucleotide messenger RNA. NCBI's taxonomy places the organism in Eukaryota, Metazoa, Platyhelminthes, Trematoda, Strigeidida, Schistosomatidae. The record is from the annotation of a GenBank genome assembly.
CCCCGCUUCAAUGUUCGAUAAAGCGACAAGCCUUGUCCAAACAAAUCCAGGCCGAACUAAGCGCCGCAGAUGAGCCAACAUCCACAUCUUCUAAUACACCUGAGACACGAUGGAAUCAUUUCAAAGAAGUAGUCUCUAAAGCUUCAAUGUCGCAUUUGGGUACCACAUCCAACAAACAGAAAGACUGGAUUUCAGAGCACACUAUGCAUCUAUCCUCGCAAGCCAGAGACGCUCGCCUAGCAAAGUCUCCAGUUUAUCGCUCCCUCAGGCGCAAAGCUACACAGUCUGCUAGGAAUGAUAGAAAUCGCUAUUGGUCUAAUGUGGCGACUAACAUGGAAGGAGCAUCAAAUGUAGGCGAUUUCGGAAAACUUUAUCGCCUCAUACGCCUAUCAUCUGGCAAACGCCUUAACAGCCAUGCUGUGUUACGCACAGCAUCAGGAGAAAUUAUUUCGGACACCAAUGGUAAGAUGGAACGAUGGGCCGAACAUUUCAAGCAGCUACUCAAUCGCAACGCUGGUCAACCGCCUCAUCGACCGAUACAACACUUACCAACACCCUACGUAGUUGACUGCGAUCCACCCACUCCAACCGAAAUAGCUAAAACAAUUAACAGACUCAGGAACAAGAAAGCUCCGGGCGAAGAUGGUCUACCUCCAG